This is a messenger RNA of Arachis ipaensis, 1169 nucleotides long. The record is from RefSeq and is a predicted model, not a curated record. Lineage: Eukaryota; Viridiplantae; Streptophyta; Magnoliopsida; Fabales; Fabaceae.
UGUCGAUUAAAUAAGGUUUGGGAGAAUGAGAGAAGGAGGAAAACACAGAGUGAGAAAGAAAAGAAAAUUCAGAGAGAAAGAUAAGACAUUUAUGAUCUGCAUUACUAGUGAGCUUAUCACUAAUCUGUGCUUAUGUAUAGAGAAGAGUAGCUUGCUGUGCAAGAUAGUACAAAAGGUACAACAGUCCGUUCAUUCUUAAGUUAGUUAUGAAAGCUGUAACUAACAGCUGUCCUAUCGUAGCUGGCACUGUUCUCACAGCCAACAGUUCUUUCAUAACUAACUUGUAACUCUUCUCUAGACUUUACCAAUUCACUCUACUACGAUGAAUGGUUUUUGGUAACAAAUGAGGAAAUCUUUCUUAAUUUUGUUGAGGCCUAAACAUGAAACUGUUGAAUUUUGCUUGUUAUAAUUAAAUUUACUAAAGUUGUUGUUUGGUACGAGUUUCUGCCUUUCUGAAAAAAUAAAUAUAAAGACAGGUAGAUAGAGAUAAUUGCACAAAUUUUGUCUUAGAGAAGAGAAACUUUGUGCAUUUCUCUAUGUCUCCUUUUCAAAUAGGUCUGUGUCCUCUGAUAAUUGCCAAAUGGGGCCUUAGUUAACUACAUGCUUUUCAUCUCUACCUCAAACUCCUGUCUUUCAUAUGUAUGAUCAGCUCCGGUAUUCUGCACGUAUUUAGUUUUGCUGCUAAGCCUUUGUUUGGCAUUGCAAUACAUUCAUUUUUUAUAACAUGUUGCAGGCCGAGUGGAUGGCGCCUGAAGUGUUAAGAAAUGAACCUUCAAAUGAAAAGUGCGAUGUUUAUAGCUUUGGAGUCAUAUUAUGGGAGCUCUCUACUUUGCAACAGCCCUGGGGUGGAAUGAAUCCGAUGCAAGUUGUGGGUGCUGUCGGUUUCCAGCAUUGUCGCCUUGUCAUUCCAGAUGAUAUGGACCCUGCUAUCAUGGAGACAUGGAUAUUAUCAAGCAAUCCUGAAAGACAUGAGUGUACUCUUCAAUCAUUUUAUCCUUGUUCUAAGAUAUCAGAACUCUUGCUUAUAGCAUUCUGAAAACCACUUGUUCUAUCGAAUAUGAAUAAUCACAUGAAAGGAAAUACACAUUUGAUCUUGCCAAGGUACAAUUUUGUUUCAAUAUAACCAUUCUUGUAAUAAAAAAUCCUUACAAUGUGCAAGCCAGUUUCAA